AUGGAGAAUUCACCUCUUGAGAACACUUCAACCCCCCAAGCCCCUUCACCAUUGCCGGACCUCCCACCAUUCCCGGACCUCCCACCAUUCCUGGACCUCCAACCAAUUGCAAACGCUGCUCCGCCAGUCAUUACAUGUCCCUUGUGCAAAUGCGCCACCGAUUACAUUCAGACAUCUCAUUACCUGCUUCAAGAGGAGCAGGACAACGGUGUCGGGACGGGGAGGCUGGUACGCCGCCACUACAUCGACAUCAUAAGACAUACUGAAGAACAACGAUCACAAGAAGUCACGAUCCACGAAUAUUGCUGGUCAAUCGCCCGGCGCGUCUUCAGGAAGGAAUACUACGAUCAAGCGUGGAUUGAGGAAUUCAAUGAGCAUAUUGACUUUCUUCGCGAUUUCCUGGUCCAGACCCCCUUUCAAAAUGAGAUAGACACCCUUGAUUCCGACGUCUUUGCAGUUUUGAAAACAGAAAGUCCAGUCAAGAAAUAUCGAGCCAUGGCACACAUACCUUUGCCCCCAGAACUCUUACAAAUGGUUUACCGCUUUUUGGAACGUGACGAGGAUGUCGUCAAUCUCAAUUCGGUUUUGCCCACUGGGCCGUGCUCGGAACAAUGGAAGGAGCUAGGUGAAAAAUACUUACUUGGUGACGACUUGGACCCUGAGGCAAACGUGACGACUCUGAUUCAAAAUCUCCAAAGAAUGCCGCAGAGCCGCUACCCAAUGACUGUUAGUUACAGGAUCAUAUGGGACAAUAUGGAGUUUGUGCGAAAAUUGAUGGACAAUCCUAUCACAUGGCGAGAGUUGCCGACAAAUACCACGUUUCUACGACACGUCAGUUACGGCGACUUGAGGGAUCACCAGCACUUUUCCAUUCGGGUUCCCAAAGAUGCCUAUUUUUCAUUUAUUUUCAGGCAAGAAUCUGAUACGCAACGUCUCUGUGGUUUUAUGGUCAACGGCCUCUUAAUUGGCAGCGAGGAUGGGGAGUGGCAGUCGGUCCAUGCACUCACACCGGUUGGGAUGCGAGUCGCAUCUGCCGGAUAUUCCAUCUGUGGAAUCAAAAUCAAAGACAGUUUUGGAUGGCAAACAGCGUGGCAAGGUGAUUGUUUGGUGGCCAGUUCUCAGACGUCAUUUGAAUGGAAACUCGGGCGCGAUGAACUUGUCGUCUCGUCGAAGGACAUUGAGCUUGGUGUGGAACCCUUGCAGCUCAUUACGUUCAACGUCUGCAUCACCAACGGCAGCUGCGAGUCUGGCGACGCUGUCCAGACUUGGUUUGUGUCGAGCAACGGACUCAGAUAUCCUUAA
Molecule: messenger RNA, 1302 nt
Organism: Penicillium argentinense
Lineage: Eukaryota; Fungi; Ascomycota; Eurotiomycetes; Eurotiales; Aspergillaceae
Exons: 3
Coding region: 1-1302 (433 amino acids)
Source: RefSeq, a predicted model, not a curated record